Messenger RNA from Corvus hawaiiensis (hawaiian crow), 2211 nucleotides. It is a transcript of the gene EDN3, whose product is annotated as endothelin 3. Gene Ontology annotation, biological process: intracellular calcium ion homeostasis; regulation of systemic arterial blood pressure by endothelin; vein smooth muscle contraction. The coding region runs from base 320 to 796 and encodes 158 amino acids. Gene Ontology annotation, cellular component: extracellular region. Gene Ontology annotation, molecular function: hormone activity; endothelin B receptor binding. NCBI's taxonomy places the organism in Eukaryota, Metazoa, Chordata, Aves, Passeriformes, Corvidae. The transcript has 5 exons. The record is from RefSeq and is a predicted model, not a curated record.
CAGCUGGAAAACAGCAGCUCCGGUUGCUGAUAGAUUUGGGGGUGGGGUGGGAGGUGUGUGUGGGAAAAGCCAAGCGAUGGAUCUUCCCUUCUUUUGACAACACUCUCCUCUUCAGGACUAAGUCUGCACUGGAGGAAAAUAACUGCGAGGGAGAAGUGCUAAUCACACCUCCGUGUGGGAACUAACUCCCGGGAGCAGCGAGUGCCGCCAGCCCAGGGAUAUUCCCUGCCUCCAGCCUGAAGUGAUUCCUCCUGGAACGGUUCAGUCGCGCCUGCAGUUCACCUCUGCCUGCAGUUAACCAGCGUGCAAUUUGGGUUUAAUGGAGCUGGGUUUAUUGUUCCUCUUUGGACUUACGAUUACGUCAACUGCAGGGUCCGCGCUGCCCCGGCCCCGCUCCGCGCUGCCGGCGGCCGGCCCGGGACACCGCGAGCGCGACGAGGCCAGGGGGGACGGCGGAGCGCUGCGGCACCGGGCCCGGCGCUGCACUUGCUACACCUACAAGGACAAGGAGUGCGUGUACUACUGCCACCUCGACAUCAUCUGGAUCAACACCCCCGAGAGGACUGUGCCAUAUGGACUGUCUAACUACAGAGGCAGCUUUAGAGGCAAAAGGUCUAUAGGCCAGACUCAAAGUACUUCCCAGUCCUCAUUCCGAUGUUCCUGUUCAGAUGCUCAUGACAAGCAGUGUUUGCAGUUUUGCAGAAGAAUGCAGGACAGAAGAAGAAAUCACGGAUCAAUGAAAAAGACAGAGGAGAAAGACCAAUGCAGGGAAGAGGAACACAAUUUCAUUCAGUAGCACAGAGUCUGGAGUAUUCUGAACAAUCAGCUUUAACAUUUAUUUGCUGGAGCUCAGAAACAAGAACUUAAACUACAACUCUCCCCUGAGAUGGACAAACUUGAUGCUUCAGUGUGAUGCCAGUGGAGAAUUCAGCAGUAGGCAACACUUCUGUUUCAGCAGUGCCACUCUGACGGCAUGGGAACCUGUAUGAAGAAGCUUUUCUUCCCUCGAGAGAGCCUCAGAAAAGGAUAAUCUUUAUCAUGUAACCUGGCAGGGAAUGUAUCACUAUUGAGGAAAACUUCAAAGGCAGACCCAAACUUCAGCAAUGCAAAGCUUCAGGAAACGUUUCUCUCUGUGAUUUAAACAAGUACAGUAGAAACUGUUCCACUUACUGCUUGCUCUGUGUCUGAAGAAUCCAUCCACAGCUCUGUGCAGGCAGCUGCAAGUGGAGAAUGUGGAGAGUUAGAGGGAGAUUGCCUCUACAUGAGUUCUCAUUAAGAAUAAACAGAUACAAAUUAUUUCUCUUGUUAAUGUAUGCAAGCCUGAAUCAUCAUAUUGUAACUUUGUGGCAGAUGUUUAAAUGACAGUAUCUAUGCAGAAUAAAUAUGAAUGGCUAAUAUAAAUAUUAUUAUAAACUAUAGCAAGUUACAAGUAUACGUUGAGUAUUCAAUAAAUUACCUAAUUUAGGCACAAAUUAUUCCUGCACUUGGAAGUUCCAUUCAGAAACACUUAUAGUGAUUAUUUAGGGAUGCACUGUGGUUGGUGAACAGAACUUCAGUGAUUCAUCCCAAAGAAUUUUCCUACAGAUGCAAGGGUAGGAAAGUGGAACUUCAUGCCAUCAGAGUAAUUUCUGUGCUGGCCAUUUGCCGUCCCAGGCCCCUACGCCCACAGCACAUCCCCUGGGCUUUGCCAGUGCUGCAAAUCCCACCUUUAUCUCUCCAUUGAAGCACCAUCACCAAAUAACCUGGAAACUUGGCAAUAAGGAGUAAGUCCAACCCUGGACAUUUUUCAGAGUAAACAAUUUCUUCAGAAAUUAUGGAUUUUUUUUUGCUACAAGGAUGCAAGAGUAAGCAAGGGAAAAAGAGUAACUUUUGCAAAUCCUUUUCUAUAUUAUUUAAAAAGAGAGGAAAUCCCUUACUUGUGAUGUUAAAAUUUUUUGGGGGGGGGUUGACUGACCUUCCUGCAGACUUUCCCCAAGGCACGUAGGUUAAACUCUAACCCCAUGUUGUUAAAUUAUAUUUUAUAAGAAGAAAGAUGGAGACCAAAAUAAAAGUGAAAAGAAAUCAACAAUAAAAAUGUUUAGUUAGGGCUUAAACCAGUGGUAAUUGUUUUUGUUUGAAACAAGAAAGGGAGGUCUUUGCCAAAACAUAUGAUAUAUUUUAUAUAUAUGUGGAUAUAUUUCAUAAAUAAAUUAUUACAGUUAUAAAAUUAAA